UGGCGGAGAAACGCAUGAAAAUGUCGCUCUGGUUUUGGAGCUUAUAAAAGUUAUUUUUGGACAUUUAUUUGCUGCUGACAAGAACACAUCCCAAAGCAAAACAAAGGUUUCCACUAUGAGCAGCCGAAGGAAACGUGCGCCGCCGGUGCGCAUGGACGAGGAGGCCAAGAGGAGACUGGAGUGGGAUAUGCUUGAAGAUCGAAAAAAUGAAGGAGAUUAUGAAGACAUUCAGGGGUCAAUCCCAGCACCGUCGGUCAACUGUCAGCCUGGACCAGUGCUUGAGAGCAGCCAGGAAGAGGAAAGCCCGUGUUUUAUAUCUUCUGCAGGCACAGAGGAAGGACCAGGAGGGCGUCCAAGCUGCUCCAUACAGGAUUCUCUUCCGGAUACCACAGAACUCAAUGUGAUCCCCCUUUCUGCUCUCGAACAGGGGUGGAACGCCCUGAUUGGAGAGUUUGACCUCUAUCCAAAGAUUCCUUUUGUGCUUGGAGACGAUUCCUUCUGCCUGCAGAAAACAGGUGACAAUCUAAGUCUGAGUCUGGAUAGUCAUGAAUUAGAGGUUGAGACGGGCAGAAGUGAUCCUCUCUGCCCUGUGCCGAUUGAAUGCUGCUUUGGUGGAAAAUUGUUGGAGGACCUGGAUUGGCUACAGAAGAGAAAGGUCAUUAAAUUGUGCCAUGCUUCAGGAGAUGAAUCAGUAAAGCUGAAAAUCUUUCUUCUCGAAUCAGGAUUGGGCAGACCAGAAUUCCUCAGUGAAGGAAAUGGGCGCAUUAAAAAAGCCAAUCAGCUUCUGCAGAAAUUAAUGGAAUUCUUCUAUGACUUCAUCAUCCCCGAGGUGAUGGACAACGAAGAGGAGGAGUGUGACACUGAUCUGGAGCGUCAGAACGUUGAGGAGCUGUACGAUCAUGUCAGACACCUCCACCUGACCGAAGCAGCGGAGCAGAGUUUCGACGUCCAGCACCCGGGCCUCAUACCUGUGCUGAGACCCUAUCAGAGUCAGGCGGUCAGCUGGAUGCUGAGGAGAGAGAAGUACAAAAGCAGCAGCUCUCAAGAGCAACGGUUGCAUUUCCUUUGGAGGGAAAUCAUCACGAUUUGUGGCAAAAAACUCUUUUACAAUCCUUACUCUGGAUGCUUGAUCCGAGAGUUUCCUCUGGCUGGAGUGGACUGGCCUGGUGGGAUCCUUGCUGAUGAGAUGGGGCUUGGGAAAACCGUGGAAGUACUGGCCCUUAUUCUGUGCAACACCCGGCAAAACCUGGAGCAUGGGGUUCUCACUUUACCUGUGGGACAAUCUGUGAAUUACUUUGUCCCUCCUCCACCAUUAGAGAAACAACGAACCAUUAAACAUGAGGUGAGACCCAAGGAGAAGAUCAUUUAUCCAGCUGUUCGUGAGAUGCUGUUGACUGCGAUCAAGGAAAUGAAGGUUGGGAAAGGAGCAUCAAUCAAUGCCAUUUUUGCUUAUCUAAGGACCAUGUACAAGUACGACACCCUAAAGAACCGUAACCAUAUUAAGAAAAUCUUGACCAAACUCAUUAGUGAGAACAUUGUGGAACAGAUCAAAGGACGAGGGCUAGCAGGAUCCUUCAAACUGGGGAAGAACUACAAAGAAAAGAAGAGGAAGCCCGCCGCUCAUCGAACUAAAUCAUUUGACAAGGCCACUCCCAGGAGAACAUCUCGUCGAGUUUCUACUCCGGAUAAAGAGGCAUCGCUGACCUCUUAUACCACAGCAUCGGAUUCUGAAGACAGCGUGGCUCCUCUCCUCACAGAAGAACUGAAGAGUGAGUCAGGUUCCCUUCUGGACGCAGAGAAUCCACUGCAGAAGACGUCAGUAGACAUCACAGAUGAAGAUGAUAAAGAAACAGCAGACAAACCCCAACACCAAAUGACAAAAAACAUUCAUAUUGAGAGUACUGAAGCAGAUCUUACUCAAAACUCAAAGCCUGAACCUGAAACCCCAACUAGAGCGUCUGUGAUCCCAUUUAACACCUCAGAUUACCGCUUUGAGUGCAUCUGUGGAGAGCUCGGGUUGGUGGACUAUAAGCCUCGGGUUCAGUGCCUAAAUUGUCUGCUGUGGCAGCACGCGGAGUGUGUCAACUAUAAAGAGGAGAACCUAGACACAACCCCGUUUUAUUGCCCUCAUUGUCUGGUGGCCAUGACACCUGUGUCUACUGGGGCCACUCUUAUCAUCUCACCCAGCUCCAUCUGUCACCAGUGGGUGGACGAAAUUAACCGGCACAUUCAUACCUCCUCCCUUAGAGUGCUGGUGUAUCAGGGCGUGAAGAGACAUGGUUUCAUCCAACCCCACAUUCUGGCUGAGCAGGAUGUGGUCAUCACCACUUACGACGUGCUGCGCACUGAACUCAAUUACGUCGACAUCCCCCACAGCAACAGCAAAGACGGCCGUCGAUUCCGCAACCAGAAGCGCUACAUGGCCAUACCGAGCCCACUAGUGGCCGUGGAGUGGUGGCGCGUCUGCUUGGAUGAGGCUCAGAUGGUGGAGUGCACCACAGCUAAGGCAGCAGAAAUGGCUUUGCGUCUCACAUCUGUUAAUCGUUGGUGUGUCAGUGGAACACCUGUGCAGAGAGGUUUGGAAGACUUGUAUGGUCUUGUCCUGUUCUUGGGAGUUGAUCCCUAUUGGGUGAAGUACUGGUGGGACCAGUUACUGUAUCGCCCGUAUCGCCAUGGCAAUACAGGACCACUCUACAAUGUCAUUGGUCAAUUACUGUGGCGAUCUGCCAAGAAAGAUGUCAUUGAUCAGAUCCAAAUCCCCCCUCAAACAGAAGAGACCCAUUGGCUCAACUUCUCCCCAGUGGAAGGACACUUUUACCACCGUCAGCAUGAGGUUUGCUCCCAGGAUGCUCUUGUCAAGCUAAGGAAGAUCUCUGACUGGUCACUAAAGCUGGGUAGUUUGGACCGACGUACCGUCAGUACCAUAUUAUACCCUCUUCUGCGUCUACGCCAGGCCUGCUGCCACCCGCAAGCUGUCAGAGGAGAAUUUCUGCCCUUCCAGAAGAGUACAAUGACAAUGGAGGAAUUGCUAAAGUCGUUGCAGAAGAAAUGUCGGGUGGAGUGUGAAGAAGCCCACAGGCAGCUGGUGUGUGCUCUGAAUGGUCUGGCUGGAAUCCACAUCAUUAGAGGUGUUGUGAGCCUUGUUUCUGAACACCUACAGUCUGUACCUGUACCUGUACCUGCCUCGACUGCUGUAGACAUUAAUAACGGUUUCCUGUCCUUGCCAGGAGAGUUUGCAGAUGCAGCGGAGAUGUACAGGGAUGUGUUACGAUCAUCUGAAGAACAUAAAGCAAGACUGAAAACUGAUUCCCUUCAGAGGCUUCAUGCAACUCAUAAUCUGAUGGAGCUUCUAAAUGCAAAGCAUCCUGGGAUUCCACCAACCCUGAGAGAUGACAGUCUCAAAGAAGAGGCUGAGCAGCUGAAGCAGCAUUACAUGGCGAAGGUGAAUUCGGAGGUUUCAGAAGCACAACAGAACCUGCAACCUGUUCUUCAGCACAUCAAAGAGCUCAAACGCAAGGUGAACGUUCGCUCUCCCUGGUGGCUGGAUGUCAUACAGCAGGCCAUUCAGUACUCUAUGGAUGAUGACCUUGUGGGCCGCAUCCAAAAUGAGCUCACUUGCAGUUAUAAACAACAAGCCAACAAGCUCUCUUUGGCAGACAAGUUUCGAGAUGCGCGUGGUCUUCAGUUUCUGCUCAGCACUCAAAUGGAUGAUUUGAUGAAAUCACAGAAAACGGUCCAGGAUGCUGUAAAGAAGCUGGAGGGGCCGCCAUCUCAGCAAGUCAUAGAGGAAACAACACUUUGCCACCUACGACCUGUUCGACUGCCACUGAACAACUGUGUGUUUUGCAAAGCUGAUGAACUUUUUACGGACUAUGAAUCAAAACUUUUCUCUCACACAGUAAAGGGGCAGACGGCCAUCUUUGAGGAAAUGAUCGAAGAUGAGGAAGGUCUGGUAGACGACAGACUCCCCACCACCAGUCGAGGAUUGUGGGCGGCCAGUGAGACCGAACGAGCCCUUAAAGCCACCCUGUCCUUUGCCAAGGUCCGCCGCUUGGAGUCUGGCCUCAUAGAGGAGGGAAACUCUUUCAUGGAGCUCUUUGAGUCCUGGAAGAAAGAAUAUAAGCUGCUGCACGAGUACUGGAUGUCCCUGCGGGAUCACGUCUCGGCCAUAGAUGAGCUGGGCAUGGCCACCGAGAGGCUGCGUGUGCGGUUACCUGAUGAGCCCAAACCCAAAGUGCUGCAUAUCAUUGAACCUCACGAGGUGGAGCAGAAUAGGAUAAAGCUGCUCAAUGACAGGGCAGUGGCCAAAUCACAACUGCAAAAAAAGCUUGGGCAGUUUCUCUAUCUCAAUAACCUGGAGAAGUCUCAGGAUAAGUCCACUGGCGGUCUGAAUCCAGAACCAUGCCCAAUCUGUGCUCGACCACUGGGUCAGGAGUGGGCCGUACUGACCUGUGGACACUGUUUCUGUAACGAGUGCAUCGCCAUCAUCGUGGAGCAGUACAGCGUCGGCAAUCGUCGUCGAGCCAUAAAGUGCGCCAUAUGCCGGCAAACCACUUCACAUUCAGAGAUCUCGUAUGUGUUCACCACUGAGAGCGCCCACCAGGGGCAGGACAUCCCUGUGAAGGGUAGCCACUCCACGAAGGUCGAAGCUGUGGUUCGAGUCCUAAAGAAAAUCCAGAUGACCGACCCGGGAGCCAAGUCUCUUGUGUUCUCCACGUGGCAGGGCGUCCUGGACAUCAUUGCGAAAGCCCUUUUCGACAACAACAUGGAGUUUUCACAGAUCAACGGAAUUCACAAAUUUCAGGAGAAUCUGAGUGCUUUUAAAUACGAGGAUAAGAUCAACAUCUUGCUGAUGCCGCUGCACACGGGCUCAAACGGGCUGAACAUCAUCGAGGCGACGCAUGUGCUGCUGGUGGAGCCCAUCCUAAACCCCGCCCACGAGCUGCAGGCCAUCGGAAGAGUGCACCGGAUUGGCCAGACCAAACCCACUUUUGUUCAUCGGUUUCUGAUCAAGUCCACCAUUGAGGAGCGAAUGCAAGCCAUGCUAAAAACAGUAGAAAAGAGUCAUGGUUCCACGUCCAUGAAGCAUUCGGAGGCCUCCGUAUUUACAGUGGCGGAUCUGGCCGAGCUGUUCACAGAGGAUAGCGAGGCUCUUGAGUAAAUGUCUCAGUCCAGAGGCCAGUAAUGUGAACACUACACUAACACCAGCCAGGAGACGAGCUGACCGCUGCUCUCCAGCACGCCAAUAUAUUUGCUUUGCACAUUCCCCUUUCUAUACAAUCUGUCCCGUGGUGUAAUUUAUUCAUUAUACUCGAUGUGGAAAAGAAAAUAAUUGAAUGUAUAAGUCUUGUAUCUCUGUUUGUUUUCUAGAUCGAUUGAUAGUAGGUGCGAUUUUUAUUAAUGCCUUGUUGUGCAUAAACAAAUGUUGUUUUUUUAAUAAUGUUUUAUUUAAAUUAGAAUACAUUUCUAAUGUUAAACAAGCUGUACAGUGGAUUCGUUUUAUCAUUAGCACUCGUAUAUUUGUGAUUAAUCGAACAAGCGUUUUAUAAGAAGCCCACUGUAAUCACAGUCUUGUCAAUCUAUGCUGUUGAGUUGAUAAUUCCAAUAAUAUGUCAGACAUCAUGUUAUGCGCUUGUCCUGUUUUAUUUUUUAAUCUAAAUGCGUUUUAUGGUCUUUUCCAUUAUGUUUAGGAAGGAAAUCGUUUGACUUUACUGCACUGAUCUUUGGGGGAGUGUCUUCCGUUCAGACGCUCCAUUCAGUGGAUUGUCUGCAGAAAGUAGUUGCAGACCAUGUAGGAACAUUUAUCUGGUGCUAUUUGCAAGACAAAAGACACAAGAGUGUCUGUAAAACUCUUCCAAUAAAGACCACUUGUAAAAAGUAAAACCAGAAAGUAAAAGGAAAAAAAGAGACGUUCUUUGUCUUGGAAUUACCAUGUACAACGACAUAGAAACUGUAUUCUUUCUGUUAAGCUGUACUGAAAAAGAUUUGAAUAUCUUUUUUAUGAUAAUAUCAUUUUGUGAUAACCAAAAUACAGUCUUGCACAUUUUCAAAUGGAACAAAAUUAACCAAUAAAUUGACAGAAAGAGAAGCA
Pimephales promelas (fathead minnow) is the source of this 6091-nucleotide messenger RNA. The record is from RefSeq and is a predicted model, not a curated record. NCBI's taxonomy places the organism in Eukaryota, Metazoa, Chordata, Actinopteri, Cypriniformes, Leuciscidae.